This is a messenger RNA of Solanum dulcamara, 1741 nucleotides long. RefSeq lists its product as uncharacterized. The coding region runs from base 1 to 1476 and encodes 491 amino acids. NCBI's taxonomy places the organism in Eukaryota, Viridiplantae, Streptophyta, Magnoliopsida, Solanales, Solanaceae. The record is from RefSeq and is a predicted model, not a curated record. The transcript has a single exon.
AUGGAGGAAGAAAAAGAUAAAGGAAGUGUGUUGAAAUACUUGGCAAACCUCAAAAUUCAACUCGAGGCGAAGGAUUCUGCACACAAACAAGCACUUCUUAAGCUAGACCAUCACGAAAAUACAGUUGAUGAACUAUACACUCUGCUAAUGAGCUCUGAACUCGAGAAGGAGAUUUACAUGACCGAAUGUAGAGGGUUGAUGAUUCAUGUACAUGAGCUUGAGUCAAUAAUUCAGGAGAUGGAUGACCGAUUUUUGGAGUUUGUAAUGAUACAAGAACAGUUCUCCGGUGAGUUAAAGGCCACACAAAGAGAACUAGUGGCAGCAAGAGAUGCUAAGCUUGAAGCCUUUACACAAGUAGAAGUGAUGGAAAAUUCUUUGAGAACCGAAAAGUUAAAGACUGAUGAGCUAUUGAGGAAUGUGUCGAAGCUUAAUGAGACUGUUUUGCAUUUGAGAAUGACUGCUACUGAGGCAGAAGAAAGCACUGCACUUUUGCAUGAGCGAGAGGCGGAGUUGGAAUUAGAAGCAGCAAAUGCAAAGGAAGAAGUGGUUUUCAUGAGACAUCAAUUGGGAAUGAUGCAGGAUUUGGAGAAUGAGCUAUUGGAAAAGUUUGCACUUAUUGAUUCAAUGAAAGCAGAACUCCAAGAAUUGAAUGAACUUCGCGCUUCUUCUGAGGUAGUCCCUUCAGAUGCUGGUGCCAGUGAGGUGAAAAGGUUAAAUGAAGCUCUCGAAUUACAAGAGAGAAAGAAUUGGGAUCAGUCCGGUUAUAUUAGUCUAUUGGAGUCGGAACUCAGACAAUUAAAAGGGGAACUAAACAAAGCCAACGAAGAGGCUGCACAUGCCGAUGCAGAUUUUGGAACAAUUAGCACUGAGCUUGAGCAGAUUAAGAAGGAAAUGACUGAGACAAGAGAAAAGGAAUCAGAAGCACACGUUGAGAUAGCAUUCCUAAAAUCCGAGCUUCACAAAGAGAGGUCAAAAGUUGCAGCAGCAGAGGUUUCUGAUUCAGUAGCCAAGAGUGAGAAAUCAGCAUUACAUCUUGCACUUCAGCAGCUGGCCUUAGAGUUGGAAGAGGCUAAAAACGAAAACAGGAGAUUAAAUGAAACCGCGAAGGCAUCUGAGGAAAGUCAAAAUGAAGCAUCAGAAGAGGAGUAUGAGCAGCUGAUCAAGCAUAAGGAGCAGGUACAUGAAGAACAAAAUGAAAUUCAAGUACUGAAGAAAGAACUAAAAACAGCAAUGGUGAAAAUUAGCGAGUUGAGGACGAGAGCUGAGCAGGCGAUAAGCAGAGCUGAGGCAGCUGAAAAGGGUAAAUCAGCACUUGAAAAUCAGAUAAAGAGAUGGAAGGAACAUAAAGAAAGAAAAAAGGCUGCAUUGGCAGCACUUAAAGAGGAGUCCAUUUCUAGAGAAAUUACUGACUACAAGUCUGAUACUUCUCUUAAAACACUACAACCUCUUGGUAAGGUUCUCAGGAUGAAGUUCUAGUUACACCAAAUCUAUUGCAAAGCUUUUCCAUAGGAAUACAAAUGAGAUCCACAAUACUAUCAUUGUAUUGUCGAUGGUACUACAUAAUUGGAUCGCGUAAAGGCAGAAGAAAGAAAGCUCGAGCAAAGAAAAGCUGACCAUGAACGAGCCUAUGGUCAGUAUAUCUUUGAAAGCUCAGACAGAGAGAAUAAGCGGACUCCUCCAGGGCUACUUAAGCCACUUUAGUGCAAAGGAAAGUUUUCUGUAAUAUAAUUUUGCUAGUAUU